Molecule: messenger RNA, 1832 nt
Organism: Nelumbo nucifera (sacred lotus)
Lineage: Eukaryota; Viridiplantae; Streptophyta; Magnoliopsida; Proteales; Nelumbonaceae
Product: flowering locus K homology domain-like
Molecular function (GO): RNA binding
Source: RefSeq, a predicted model, not a curated record
CUAUCGGCCCUUAGCCUCUCACAACCUUAAAAAUACAAGUUAUACAACAUAUUCAUCGUUCAUUUCCCCUCUAUUGCUUUCGACUGGUGCCUGGUGCUAUUCCAUUUCUGUAGUGUUUGGAAGCUCUCCUCGUCGACCAUUUCUGUUUAUUUGUUUCUGUUCUUUAGCAUUAUAAUUGCAAAACAUUAUGGCUGCACCUGGGGAAGAUUUUGGUGAACAUAACAUGACUGGCAUGCCUGAGAACUCCCAUCCCAAGGAGAAACAAGGACAUGAAGAUGACAUAGGAGCUGCAGGGGGUGAAAAGCGGUGGCCUGGAUGGCCUGGGGAUAAUGUUUUCCGAAUGCUGGUUCCUGCACAGAAGGUUGGUGGUAUCAUAGGACGCAAGGGAGAGUUCAUUAAAAGAAUAUGUGAGGAGACAAGGGCUCGCAUCAAGAUUCUAGAUGGUCCUCCAAGGACUUCAGAGAGAGCUGUAAUGAUUUCGGCAAAGGAAGAGCCAGAUGCUUCAGUGCCUCCUGCAAUGGAUGCUCUGCUGAGAGUUCAUAAGCGCAUUGUUGAUGGUUUAGAUGGUGAUUUUUCUUGUCCUCCAAGUUCUGGUGGCACAAUUUCAUCAAGGCUACUAGUUGCAGCUUCACAAGCUGGAAGUUUGAUUGGAAGGCAGGGAGCAACCAUUAAAUCUGUUCAAGAAGAAUCAAAUUGUGUCAUUCGAGUUCUUGGACCAGAACAUCUACCAGUUGUUGCACUACAAGAUGACAGAGUGGUUGAGAUACAAGGGGAACCUGCUGGGGUGCACAAAGCCGUUGAGCUCAUUGCUUCUCAUCUCAGGAAGUUUUUAGUUGAUCACAGUGUAAUUCCAGUUUUUGAAAUACAUAUGCAAAUGCCAAAUCCCCAAAUGGAACAGAACAUGCCACCACAUCAGUCUUGGGGCCCCCCACCACAAGGGCUACCCCCAAAUGUUGGUGGUGGUCCUGGCUUUGGGACUAUUCCUCAACACAUGCCACCCCCACGGCAAUACGAUAAUUAUUAUCCAUCAGCUGACCUGCCACCUUUGGAAAAACAACCUCACCAGGCUCUCUCUGCAUAUGGAAGAGAGGCUCCUUUGGGAGUUCAUUCUUCAACUAAUGUGCAGCAUCCAUCACCAAUGAUCACUCAGGUCACACAGCACAUGCAAAUUCCACUAUCCUAUGCUGAUGCUGUAAUUGGGACUGCUGGUGCAAAUAUAAGCUAUAUCCGGCGUUCCAGUGGGGCAACCAUUACAAUACAGGAAACAAGGGGUGUGCCUGGGGAAAUGACUGUCGAGAUCAAUGGAACUGCUUCUCAAGUUCAGACAGCUCAACAGUUGAUACAGAAUUUCAUGGCCGAAGCUGCAGGCCCUACACAGAACUCAGUUGGUGGGUCUACUGACCAAGGCUAUAAUGCUUUUCCAACCUACGGUACCAUGUACGCAUCUCCCCCAUCCAAUAAUGCAGGGCAAACUGCUGGAGUCUAUGACUCAGCCUAUGGCACAAACUAUGGGUAUUAGGUAUGCAAAAAGACCUGAUCAUUACUGAGACAAUACUAAGCUUAGAUCGGACUUGCUUGGUCACAAGGACCAGAAAAUUGUAGGGAGGUAGUUGUACCAUCGAAAUGUUGCUCUGUGGCUGUCUGCUUUAGCAUUAGGAAAAGUUACCAUUUAGGUUUCAUUUGUACAAUAGGCGAACAUUGGUCAUACUUUUGGUCCAUUGUUCUUCUUUCACUCAUGUAGCUGCUCUCACAUUUUGGUUAUUCUGAGUAUCUAACCUUGAUUCUUGUGUAUUGAUUCCCUUUCGAGUGAUGCCAUUCCUUUUUUCUUGUCA